Messenger RNA from Plasmodium vinckei vinckei, 900 nucleotides. Its product is annotated as conserved Plasmodium protein, unknown function. The transcript is spliced from 12 exons. Bases 1 to 900 code for a protein of 299 amino acids. NCBI's taxonomy places the organism in Eukaryota, Apicomplexa, Aconoidasida, Haemosporida, Plasmodiidae. The record is from RefSeq and is a predicted model, not a curated record.
AUGAAUCUUACUAUAAAAAUUAUUAAUUUUUUUUUCUACUAUUUAAUAAUAGAGCCAUGUUUAUUUAGUGAAUAUUUGGGCACAAUCAAAAGGUCUGUUGUUUUUGCAACGUUGGACAUAGAAGAUAUACCUAAUGGCCCAGUAGGUUUACCAUUCGAAAAAAAACUAAAUUUAGGAUUAAGGAAAUAUAGGUAUAAUAUUCCUGAUGAAAAUUUAGAUAAUGAUAUCCAAUCUGAAAUGAGCGAAGAUGCUAAAGAGCUAACGGAUGAUAUAAAUAAAAUGAAAUACCCUGAUCAAGGAUCUGAUAAUUAUUAUAUAGAAAAAGAAAUGCAUUACGAAACGCCUCCAUGGCUUCAAGACAUUAUUACUCUAUCUAAUAAAAGCAAACAAACCUUAGAAACAUUAGGCAUAGAAAAUUUACCUGAUGUGAAUACAUGUAAAUCAAUUAAAAAUUUGCAAGAACAAAUGUUAUGUACAUUCGAUGCCCUUGAAGAUAUAAAAGAAGUUUAUCAUAAUGCGAAGGAAAUAACUAGCUUAACGGCAAGGGUAUUGGCAGGGGGACGAUUAGCGAUAAAGUCUUUGGGAAGACUAAAAUCACUUGCCUCAAGGAUUGAAAACAAGCAGCUAAUGAAAAAACUUGGAACUCCAAUGGCUACCUUAAUAUUGCUACAAAGGGAAACUACAUCGGAUAGAAACCGAUGGAUGUGUGGAUCAAUAUUAACUCUGCUUACGGACUUACCUGUAGUGUCCGAUUUGGCAGAUGUAAAAACUGGGUCAUAUGGCCAUGUAAAUGUUGUUAUUCCUAGACAAUCGAGAGUUAAAAACCCUGAUAGAAUUAUUUUAAAAUUAAGAGAAGGGAUGCCUCCAUCUAAUUUAAUAAAUGGAUUUGCAGAAAACUAA